Phycodurus eques (leafy seadragon) is the source of this 1788-nucleotide messenger RNA. It is a transcript of the gene hpcal1, whose product is annotated as hippocalcin-like 1. The transcript has 4 exons. NCBI's taxonomy places the organism in Eukaryota, Metazoa, Chordata, Actinopteri, Syngnathiformes, Syngnathidae. The coding region runs from base 372 to 953 and encodes 193 amino acids. Gene Ontology annotation, molecular function: calcium ion binding. The record is from RefSeq and is a predicted model, not a curated record.
AGCAUCGCCAGAAGCCCAGGAUAAAACAAAACAACUGUCACACAACAGCUCCGAAACAACUUUCCGAACAAAUCAGCUUUAAAACAUCUCCAGCAUUCAUUUUUUGGGGGGGGUGUUGAUUUGGUCAACAGAAGACGUUGAAGUUGCUGGUGUCCGUUGAAGACGACAUAAAAGUGGAGCGACUAAAGCGGACUUUUCUACUGUAAAAAAAAAAAAAAAAAAAAAAAAAAAAAAAAAAAACCAAAAAAUAAUAAGAAGAGUCUCCUCAACAACGGAGUAGUUGUCCAAAACAAAAGCAGUGGGAGUGUGGAGAGCUUCCAGGGACAUUAUAGAAACACCAGCUAUUAACCUGCUGCCGGUAGCGCUGCAUCAUGGGAAAACAGAACAGUAAGCUCCGGCCCGAGGUCCUCAACGAUUUGCGGGAGAACACCGAGUUCACCGACCACGAGCUGCAGGAGUGGUACCGCGGCUUCCUCAAGGAUUGCCCCACCGGUCACCUGACCGUGGAGGAGUUCAAGAAGAUCUACGCUAACUUUUUUCCCUACGGAGAUGCCUCCAAGUUUGCGGAACACGUCUUCCGCACAUUCGACACCAACGGCGACACCACCAUCGAUUUCCGGGAGUUCAUCAUCGCCCUGAGCGUGACGUCUCGUGGCGGGCUGGAGCAGAAAUUGCGCUGGGCCUUCAGCAUGUACGACCUGGACGGGAAUGGUUACAUCAGCCGGGCCGAGAUGCUGGAGAUAGUCCAGGCCAUUUAUAAGAUGGUGUCUUCAGUGAUGAAGAUGCCCGAGGAUGAAUCCACACCAGAGAAACGCACGGAUAAGAUCUUCAGACAGAUGGACAUCGACAACGACGGUCGUUUGUCCUUGGAGGAGUUCAUUAAAGGUGCCAAGAGCGACCCGUCCAUUGUCCGACUGCUGCAGUCCGAUCAGGGAACCUCUCGUCAGUUCUGAGAAAACAAUGUGCUCCCAAACAUCUACAGUACUCCACGGCGUCUUAUUGUUUACAUCAGGGUUUCCUAAACUUUCUACUCAAUAUUAUAAAUUUAGUUCCUCUGCUAAAAUUCAUCAUGUACUGCCAUGACAGAGCUAUUACGACAAAAACAGAAAAUGUUUACUUCAAACCCUUUUACUAUGACAAUCAGUUACCUCAUAAAAAAUUGACCCGUGACCCAUUUUGGGUCCAGCCCCUUAGUUUGGGAAACCCUGCUUUUCAUAAUUGUUGUGGCGUUUUUAUUUUUUUUCUGUGGAUUGUUGCACUUUUGUCACGUGUAAAAAGCUUUCCACCCGUCUUGAAAUGGAUUUUACUUGUCCUCCCAAAGUCAAGUGCCAUAUCAUGUAUUUAUAUUGACUGGAUUUCUUACUUGCAAGUAUUAUCAAGACUAGCUAUGUUACGUUAAGAGGGAAUUAAUUACAUCACUAUGUUAAGAUUUGAUUCACUUCAAUGUUGCUCAGGAAUGCUCGGUGGCUCUUCUACACAAAAUAUGUAUAUGCCUUUUAGUAUUGCAUGCACUGUGUGAUAUAACGCAUCAUAUCAUAUAGUGACUUUAGAGACAGUGGCUGUUUUUACUGUUUUAUUAUUGAAACAAAUGUUUUCACACAAUUGAAAUAAAGUUUUGUGUAUGAAAAAUCUACACAAGAUGUCACCCCUUCAUCCUAAACCCACCGACUGGAUUGAAAACCAGGAGGGAAAAAAAUAAAAAUAAAAAAAAUGCCACCACGUGAGGGGUUUGACAAUGUGUUUUUGAGUCCACAUGUAAAAACAGGAGACGCAUGAACAAUAAAAGGC